Prunus mume (Japanese apricot) is the source of this 716-nucleotide messenger RNA. The record is from RefSeq and is a predicted model, not a curated record. NCBI's taxonomy places the organism in Eukaryota, Viridiplantae, Streptophyta, Magnoliopsida, Rosales, Rosaceae.
ACAAUAGUAGCCCAAUACCACAAGCAACCACCUGUUUCUCUCUCCUCUCUCGUCGUCUCAAUCUCUAGAAGAAGCAUUUGCCUCGUUAUAGGAAUAGAAGAUAGAGGAGCAUUUCCUUAUCUAUAAUAUCCUUUCCAGGAAGGAUAAUCAACUCCAAUGGCGUCAAGGAUGGCUGCAAGGUUUGUUACUCGGAGGCUGUCAAGCAGUGGAAAAGUGCUUAGCGAGGAGGAAAGAGCUGCAGAGAAUGUUUACAUUAAGAAAACCGAGCAAGAGAAGCUGCAGAAGCUUGCACGUAAAGGCCCUAAACCAGAAGAGAACCCAACUGAAAGCUCAGGGGGCUCGAUAUCUGAUGCCAAACCAAGUGGCUCUACCUCUGGAGAAUCAACUGCCAAAGUAUCCACUGACAAAUACCGGAAUUAUGCUGUUGUAGCAGGUGUUGUAACUGUUGGUGCUGCUGCAGGUUGGUAUCUCAAAUCUAGUGGAAAGAAACAAGAAGUGCAGGACUGAGAUUAGUGUGCUUUGGUAUGAACAAUUGAAGCAUCAGUUGUCAUAACACUUUCUGGUUAGCAUAGAAAUAAACCAAACUUCAAACCGUCUCUGUUUCUGGCGGAUAUGUGUUGUGUUGAGUUUUUGUUAUUACCUUUUCUGUUUUGGGAAAUAUAUACAUAAUGGAAGGUAUUCUGCAGCUUUCAAUUUUCCAAUGCGGUUGUUCAUUG